CAAACAAAUAAAAACAAAAGUGUAAUAAUGGUAUUUUUUAAAAUCACAGAGGAAAUGGAGCGUCACGCAGAUGCAAGAUGUGAUCAAAAAGAAAAAUGAUACUCAUUUAGGGGAAAUGGAAACGUCAAUUCAUGGUUGUCGUCCCGAUCUAAAGUACAGAUCACACAGCGAAAGGAUUGCCAGUGAAACAACAACAAUCUAUCCGCUACCAUGUUAUGUAAACGUUCACUUGCCUCAAAGUCGAUACGAUCUCAUCGUAGCAUCAAGGAUGUAUCACGUAUUUAACGACAUCAGCAAUGCAAAGUACAAAAUACAUAAUAUAUGCAAAAAACGAACGUAAAAAUACUGAAUACGAAAGAGAGAAUGAAAAGAACCCUUUCAAUUUCUCACCUCGCCGAUUAAAAAUAUCGAAAGAAGAUAGAGUACGAAACCAAAGAAUCAGCUACUUUCCAAAUUCCCAGUGCUUCCAACGUCCCUAGAUUGACUUGGUUUCUGCUGUCUUCCCGGAAAUUGUUCAAAUAAUUCAGAAGAUGGUUGUUCGUCUGUAAGAUUAUUAGGGUCAUUUGAUAGGUUUUGAGAAUCGGUUGAGAUUGUAUUCAGUGGGAUGGGAUUAUCACUCGCCAAGAUGUUUCUUUCCAACGUCGCGUAGAAACCAAAAAUGAAGUAAUCCAGAGAUCAAGUUUAUUUAGUAACAGAAUGAGACUGUUUAGUAACUCCUUUAGUAAACAGAAUGAAAAGAUCC
Schizosaccharomyces cryophilus OY26 is the source of this 742-nucleotide messenger RNA. RefSeq lists its product as uncharacterized. NCBI's taxonomy places the organism in Eukaryota, Fungi, Ascomycota, Schizosaccharomycetes, Schizosaccharomycetales, Schizosaccharomycetaceae. The record is from RefSeq and is a predicted model, not a curated record. The coding region runs from base 71 to 340 and encodes 89 amino acids. The transcript has a single exon.